Hyposmocoma kahamanoa is the source of this 1850-nucleotide messenger RNA. RefSeq names its product probable serine incorporator (gene Serinc). Lineage: Eukaryota; Metazoa; Arthropoda; Insecta; Lepidoptera; Cosmopterigidae. Gene Ontology annotation, cellular component: membrane. The transcript is spliced from 12 exons. Bases 175 to 1545 code for a protein of 456 amino acids. The record is from RefSeq and is a predicted model, not a curated record.
AUAUUUGUUUGCGACUGGCUGGGCUGAAGUGGGCUGAUUAGGGAAAAGUUAUUGAUUUCGUUUGCAAGAUCCAUUAUUUUGGCAUAAAACCUUCAAGAAUUCAUAUAAAUUGUGUAAAUUUAAAAGUGUACGUUUCUUUUAACGUAUCUAACGUGUCAAUUGCGAGAUAUCGUCAUGGGAGCUGUGCUGGGUCUUUGUUCCGCAGCGCAGCUGGCUUGCUGCUGCGGCAGUGCGGCGUGCUCCCUGUGUUGUUCAGCAUGUCCUUCAUGUGCCAAUUCAACUUCAACACGCCUUAUGUACACGGUGAUGCUGCUGUUGGUUAUGAUCACAGCCUGCAUCACUCUCGCCCCAGGAUUACAUGAUGAAUUGAAGAAGGUACCAUUUUGUCAAAAUUCAACAGGACUUGUCCCAGGGGACUUCAAAGUCAAUUGUGAUCAAGCUGUUGGGUAUUUAGCUGUUUACAGGAUCUGCUUUGCAACAUGUCUAUUUUUCGUACUUAUGGCUCUGAUCAUGAUUGGUGCAAAAUCGUCCAAAGAUCCAAGAGCUGGCAUUCAGAAUGGUUUCUGGGGUAUAAAGUACCUAUUAGUGAUUGGUGGAAUCAUAGGUGCUUUCUUCAUACCAGAGGGAUCAUUCGCCUCAACCUGGAUGGUGUUUGGAAUGAUCGGAGGGUUCUGCUUCAUAGUCAUACAGCUUAUCCUGAUUAUUGAUUUCGCCCACUCUUGGGCGGAAAAAUGGGUUUCAAACUACGAGGAAUCGCAGUCUCGAGGCUGGUACGCAGCACUUCUGUUGGCGAUGCUCACAAUGUUUACGGCAACCCUCACUGGCAUUGUGUUGCUCUAUGUUUAUUACACUAAAGCCGACGGCUGCGACCUUUCAAAGUUCUUCAUCUCGUUCAACCUGAUCCUGGUGGUGAUAGCGAGCGCGAUCUCGAUUUUACCGUCUGUGCAAGAACAUCAGCCGCGAUCCGGCUUACUGCAGUCCGCUGUUGUCGGUCUAUAUGUCAUCUACCUCACUUGGUCCGCGUUGUCAAACUCUUCCAAAGAAUGCAACUAUUUCUACGGUGAUGGCAAGGGAAUGCAAGAGGAGACCUAUUGGUCAUCCUUCGACAAACAAUCGAUCAUCGGCUUGGUCGUGUGGGUAUGCAGCGUCCUCUACUCCUCGAUCCGCACGGCCUCCUCGUCUUCCAAGAUCACCAUGUCUGAACACAUACUCGCAAAAGAAGGCAAUGCAGCUCAAGGAGGUCUGAUUGCUACCGAAGAGGGCGCUGACGGCGGUGAGGGUGGCCACUCGGUGGAAGAGAAGAAAGUCUACGACAACGAGGGCGACGGAGUGGCCUAUUCCUGGACCUUCUUCCACAUCGUGUUUGCUCUUGCCACGUUGUACAUCAUGAUGACGCUUACUAAUUGGUACAACCCAAGUUCCCAACUAUCCAAAGAAAACGUGGCUUCGAUGUGGAUUAAGAUUACAUCAUCUUGGCUCUGUAUCGGAUUGUACGUGUGGACUCUAGUCGCUCCCGCUCUCCUACCUGACAGGGACUUCAGUUAAACUUGCAAUCUACCAUCAGUUACAUCAUCUAUAUACUCAAAACAUCAUUGGCGUAGUAUACGCUGAAUAUUUGAACCAGAGAUAACGAGGAUCUCAAAUUUUUUUCCUAAUAAAAUUUUCCGAUUUUCCUUUUAUUGUGAUAAUUAUUAAUCUUGCUCUACCUACGUUUUUCUCAAACAUUCUGUGACAUUUUGUUUGUAUUCUUUAUUUUCCAAUCUAAUAUGUUAAUUAAGGGCAGAUUUUAGCUUUAAAUGUUGUAGAUAUUAACAUACAUUACAUUUGAUCGGUUUUAAUAAAAAUCGUCU